Molecule: messenger RNA, 1002 nt
Organism: Choloepus didactylus (southern two-toed sloth)
Lineage: Eukaryota; Metazoa; Chordata; Mammalia; Pilosa; Megalonychidae
Product: olfactory receptor 5T1-like
Exons: 1
Coding region: 1-1002 (333 amino acids)
Biological process (GO): G protein-coupled receptor signaling pathway; sensory perception of smell
Cellular component (GO): membrane
Molecular function (GO): olfactory receptor activity; G protein-coupled receptor activity; odorant binding
Source: RefSeq, a predicted model, not a curated record
AUGUCAGCAUUAUCAUCAUAUUUGGAGCCAAGCAGUAUUCAGUUUAAAAAUUUGACAGAGGUCACCAUGUUUAUAUUGAGGGGCUUCACAGAUAAUAUUGAGCUAAAUAUCUCCCUGUUUUUCCUAUUUCUAGCAAUCUAUCUUUUUACUCUGAUAGGAAAUUUGGGACUGGUUUUAUUGGUCAUUGGGGAUCCCCAGCUCCACAACCCCAUGUACUAUUUUCUGAGUGUGUUGUCAUUCAUGGAUGCCUGCUAUUCUUCAGUUGUCACUCCCAAAAUGUUAGUCAAUUUACUAGCAGAGAAUAAAACCAUUUCAUUUAUUGGAUGUGCAAUACAGAUGUUUCUGCUUGGUACUUUUGGGACCACAGAAAGCUUUCUCUUGGCUGCAAUGGCUUAUGAUCGCUAUGUAGCAAUCUACAACCCACUGCUCUAUUCAGUUAACAUGUCACCACGAGUCUACAUACCACUCAUUCUUGCUUCCUAUGUUGCUGGCAUUUUGCAUUCUACUUUACACACAGUGGCCACUUUUAGUCUAUCCUUCUGUGCAUCCAAUGAAAUUAGACAUGUGUUUUGUGACAUCCCUCCAUUCCUUGCCAUUUCUUGUUCUGACACUCACAUCAACCAGCUUCUACUCUUCUACUUUGUGGGCUUUAUUGAGAUAACUACUAUUUCUAUAGUCCUGAUCUCCUAUGGUUUUAUUCUCUUGGCCAUUCUGAGGAUUCAUUCUGCUGAAGGGAGGCAAAAAGUCUUUUCCACCUGUGGUUCUCACCUAACUGGAGUGUCACUUUAUCAUGGGACAGUCCUCUUCAUGUAUGUGAGGCCAAGUUCCAGCUAUGCUUUGGAUCAUGAUAUGAUAGUGUCUGUAUUUUACACCAUUGUGAUUACCAUGCUGAAUCCUGUCAUCUACAGUUUGAGGAACAAAGAUGUAAAAGCUGCAAUGAAAAAAUUGUUUGAGAAAAAUUGGCUCACAGUGAAGUACAUUUUUGGCAUUGAGUCAAACUGA